This is a messenger RNA of Trichomycterus rosablanca, 1181 nucleotides long. RefSeq names its product phosphoglycolate phosphatase (gene pgp). Gene Ontology annotation, molecular function: sn-glycerol 3-phosphatase activity. Bases 42 to 962 code for a protein of 306 amino acids. NCBI's taxonomy places the organism in Eukaryota, Metazoa, Chordata, Actinopteri, Siluriformes, Trichomycteridae. The transcript has 2 exons. The record is from RefSeq and is a predicted model, not a curated record.
UGAAACAGGAGUUACAGGCGGUGAUUACACCUCAUCCCUCCAUGGCAGUUUCUAAAUGCACCCGGCUGACCGGUCCUCUGACCCGCCAGCUCCUGGACUCUGUGGACACUGUGCUGUUUGACUGUGAUGGGGUGAUCUGGAGGGGAGAUCAGGCCAUUCCUGGUGCUCCUGAGGUCAUCAACUCACUGAAGAAAGCCGGAAAGAAGGUUUUCUUCGUGACUAAUAACAGCACAAAAACCCGCAGAAUGUACGCGGAGAAGCUGAGCAGGCUGGGCUUCGACUCCACCCAGGACGAGGUGUUCGGGACGGCGUACUGCUCUGCUGUCUACCUCAAAACCGUCUGCAAACUGGACGGUAAAGUUUACCUGAUCGGAAGCAACGCGAUGAGACAGGAGCUCGAAGCGAUGGGAAUCGAACCGAUCGGGGUGGGACCAGAUCCUGUCACGGGAGCACAGAAGGACUGGGCCGGUGUCCCUCUGGACCCGGAGGUGAAGGCCGUCCUGGUGGGUUUCGAUGAGCAUUUCAGCUAUAUGAAGCUGAACAGAGCACUGCAGUACCUGUGCCAGCCUGACUGCCAGUUUGUGGGCACCAACACUGACACUAGACUUCCGCUCGAGGGGGGCAAAGCAGUGCCAGGAACCGGUUGCUUGUUGAAGGCUGUGGAGGUGGCAGCACAGCGCCAAGCCCAAGUGGUCGGGAAACCCAGCAGCUUCAUGUUCAAAUGCAUCGCCGAACAGUUCAGCCUCGACCCGAACAAGUGUCUCAUGGUCGGGGACAGACUGGACACUGAUAUUAUGUUGGGGUCCACAUGUGGUCUGAAGACCCUUCUAACCCUGACCGGUGUGUCAACAGUAGACGAUGCAGAGGAGCAUCAGAAAAGUGGCUGUCCCACUCGACAAGGAAUGGUGCCUGAUUACUAUGUCGAAAGCAUUGCAGAGAUUUUACCCGCCCUUCAAGGAUAGAUGCCAGUAUUGAUCAUUUGACUUGUAUCUUUCAUGGAAGGUCAAUCAAAAGGGAUACUUAUAGAACAAAAUUAAACUGAAGUGUUGUUUACAAAAUGCAGGAACCACUUUGUUCUUAAUUCAGUUCUUGGUGUUCUGUAAACACUUGACCCAGAUUAUUGAUGUUUACCUGUUUCAGGUGUGUUAAAAAUCCACUAACACAUCUGUCUGGAUACAUAC